This is a messenger RNA of Symbiodinium natans, 1377 nucleotides long. Lineage: Eukaryota; Dinophyceae; Suessiales; Symbiodiniaceae. The record is from the annotation of a GenBank genome assembly.
AUGGAUCUGCCUGAAGUACCAUCACUGCGAUGGCAAGUCUCGCAAGCGCUCAUGCUGGUGUUGUUGCUGCGCCUGUCUGGCGAGGCUGCUUGGGCCUCACUGGAGCGCUUCUGGCGCUUCAGCUUCCUGGAGCUUGACGAGUGCCAUGUGGCCUGGACGCUCCCUCGCGCGGACGCUGCGGGGCGUGUUGUCCGAUACGCGAUGUGGAAUGAAAGCCGACAGGGUCGCUUGCCAUGGAAGGUUCUGGUGUCACUUCGGCGAGCUCUCCUGGGCAGGUGGUUGAACCUUCAGUCGGCUUGCGUGUCGAACACUUUGAUUCGAGCAGCGCAUCAGGUUUUGACUUUUCGAAUGCUCCGGGGGUUUGGUGAGCAUUCUCUUCUCGAGAUCGACGAUUUUGGUGACGAAACCUGGGAGUUCGACCAGCCAAUGGAGGAGGCGCCCGCGGAUAACGACAUUUUCCACGCGCCUCUGGACACGUCUCUUUUGGCCGGAGAAUGUGAGUAUGACGGAGAUUCUGAGGUUUGCAGUUCCCAUUCCAUGGAAGCAGAGAGACGGUGUCUUCCGCUGGUGCUGUUGCGCAUGCUCUGCGUCUACGCGCAGCUCGACUUGUGCUCAGUUCCUCGUGCUGCCGACGUGGUACAGCAUGCCAGAGUCGGUCGGUGCAAAGCCAGCCACUUCUUGUCCGCUCUCAGACGCGCCGAAGCAGACGCCACGUCCGAGCUCUUCCAGAAUGCUGCUCUCUGCGGGAAUCUGGAGGUGGAUGCGACCUGCAUCGGCAAAUUUCAUGUGCGAAGCAGCAAUGUACACUAUGCUGCACAGAUUGCGAAGCUCAACCAGAAAAUUGCCAAGAAGAAGCUCCCAAUGCCCAAAAGUUUCUUGGCACAUGUGCCAGUCCUGGGAAUUCGUGAGCGUUCUGGACCUCCCUACAUCUGGGUUGGGGACCCUGUUCUUACUCUUCCCAAGUCCAGACCGCCGACCGAGUCGUCCCAGCAGGUGGCAUCCUCCAAACUCUUCGACUUGGUCAAAGGAAGAAGCAGAAAACGCUGCAUCUUCCCAGAUGGAAACGUUGCGUGGCAGUCCGCAGCCGAAGCCCGUGGCCUUCCAGUUGAACCUGUGACUCACCAGUUAAGAGUUCUCACCCGGCCAUACUCCCCAGCCUGUACAGCCAUAAGUGCUCUUGCCGGGACGCAGUGCAUCGACAGGAGCUGGGAAGGUCUUAAACAGUUCUUGCCGAAGCACUUGGUGCUCAAAGUCCAAGGCGCCCUCAAUGAGGAGGUUCCAAAGACCGUGCACCAGUGGAUGUGGCGUAUGCAUGUUUUCCACGAAGGCUACCUGAGCCCAGCAGACUUCCUCAACAAGCUGCGAACGAUUGUGUGA